UAAAAAUUUCUCAUCUCUCCAACACUCCAGUUACUAGGGCUCUUUCCCGGCGAUUUUCGACGUGGAAUCCGGCCAUCGGUCCGCCAUUGAUUGAAGCCCAAGUGAACCGGUCGGGUUCAGCCAGUCCAACUAGAGCGGUGCUGGUGCACUGGUUCAGUCACCGUUCCAGUCCUGACGAAAUACUUUGCAUUGACAAUUAGGGUUAGAGUUCGCUUAAUGGAAGGAGGAGGAGAAGGGGUUGCCCCUGCAACUUCACGAAUAUUUCUGGGAGGAUUAGGGAACACUGUAACUGCUAACGAUAUAGUGAGAACCUUUUCAUCUUUGGGCCAAGUCCACGGAGUUGAGAUCAUCCGUACAAAUGGAAGGUGCUUUGCUUAUAUGGACUUCAACCCUUCUUCUCAGAAAGCAUUAGACAAGCUGUUUAGCUCGUAUAAUGGGUGCACUUGGAAAGGAGGGAAAUUGAGAUUGGAGAAAGCAAAAGAGCAUUAUCUUGCUUGUUUAAAGAGGGAAUGGGUGGAAGAUGCUGAGCAAGAGAUGAUCAAGAAUGCCAAUCUUGAUAAUGACAAACCCAUUGAUACUCCUAUAAAAUCAAAAGUAUUGAUCAAGGAGAAGCCGGGGUUAAAGAUUUUCUUCCCGAAAGUGAAAAGGGUUAAAGUAUUACCAUUUGCUGGAACUGGGAAGCACAAGUAUAGUUUUCCACGCAUGACGACUCCACCUCUGCCUCUUCAUUUUUGUGAUUGUGAAGUGCAUUCAAAAGCACAUGAUACUGAAACUCAAUCAGGCCAUCUUAAUCGUGUUGAACAAAAUGGUGGGAUAAAUGAGGAGGAGUUGAGUAUCAUGAACUCUGUGAUGGAUAGGCUCUUUGGACAUGAAGCUGCUUCAAAGUCAAUAACUGGUGGUAGUAAUUCAACAAUAGAAGCUAAGGACAUCAAGCCUUUGGAUAAUGAUAAUAUAGAACUGGAAGACGAGGAGGAAGAAGAUCCAGAUUGCCUUGUGACCAACAUAACGAUAGAAGGAGAAAGAAACCAGCUGGAUUCAGUGCUGAGAGAUGGAUGGGGAGUGGUGCCAUCGAAUCAGUUUCAGGCAUCCAGUUCUCAAAAUUUGAACCCUGUGGUUCAAGAUGGUCAGGAGAAAAUUAAGGGAAAUUUCAAAUCUCAGAAAACCACAAAGCCCAUUGCAAGCUCUGUUGAUGUUACAAGGCACCAAUCCAAAAGAAAAUCAUCUUCUAAGGAAGAAGACGAUGACAAAGAAUUGGGGUCCGUUCAAAAGAAAAAUAAGAGAACCUCAGAAAAUCAUUCUCACGAAGAAGACCAGAAUGAGGAAGCUCCUACAACUGCCAUAGUUUCUCAAAGUGACAGGAAUGCCGAUAUAAAUGCCAAUGGCAAUAGUCAUGCAAAUACAAAUGCAGACGCCCAUGUUGAUGAGAAAAUGAAUAAAAAUAUCAAUGGACCUCCUGCACCAGAAUCAAUCAAUCGUUCGUGGAUGCAGAAAUCCUCUUGGAAAGAUCUUGUUGGAGAUAAACCAAGCUUCUCUUUCAGGCUCUCGGAUGUUAUUCCAGGUGUUGCCCUCUCUGAAACAAAGGAACUUCCAAGACCAUAUAAAUCAAAAACCUUAUUUCGCAAAAAGGAUAACAAGACUAUAAAUAAGGGAAUUGGUAGUUUAGAGGGGAAUGGCACUUUGAAAUCUAAGGGAGUUGGAAUGGUGAAUAACUUCACACAAAAUUCAUCGGCUAAAGAAGUUGGAAUGAUGCAUAACUCAAAAGAAAAUGCUUCGAAUGCAGGAGAUAGGUUGCGUACUGAUUUAAAGUCAGGGAAGAAUAGCUUAUCGGAGGUGAAGAUGGGAGUGGAGACUAUGGGUGGCGGCGAAGUGUGCACCUUUAUGAGGAGUGCGAAAUCAGAGAGGGAGUGGGUUAAGGCAAAGGCUGCUGUAAGUGGGUCCAUAAAGACAAGAAAGACUCGGGGGAAUUACAAGCAAUAAGUGCUCCAAAGGUGAGUAAAAUUAGGAGAUUUGAGAUGUGCUUUUUGUUUUUGCCCCCAUCUAGUAAUGUUAAGAGUUGUUGAAAUUCUUAUGUCAUUUGUAUGUUUCUUCUCACUGUUUUACUAGGAAAUUUUGAAGCCAGUCUUUCUUUUAUGAAUCUUUGACGCAAAGAGACAAUUGUUCCUAAGAUAUAAAUUAUGAAAGGCACAUCAAUUGCUCAA
This is a messenger RNA of Amborella trichopoda, 2198 nucleotides long. The record is from RefSeq and is a predicted model, not a curated record. Lineage: Eukaryota; Viridiplantae; Streptophyta; Magnoliopsida; Amborellales; Amborellaceae.